This is a messenger RNA of Salpingoeca rosetta, 1263 nucleotides long. Its product is annotated as eukaryotic translation initiation factor 5A. Bases 96 to 548 code for a protein of 150 amino acids. The record is from RefSeq and is a predicted model, not a curated record. The transcript has 2 exons. Lineage: Eukaryota; Choanoflagellata; Craspedida; Salpingoecidae. Gene Ontology annotation, biological process: positive regulation of translational termination; positive regulation of translational elongation. Gene Ontology annotation, molecular function: RNA binding; translation elongation factor activity; ribosome binding.
UUUUUCCACCGCGUGCAUUUCUCUGCCACACACCUGUUGCUCCACCGCCUUCUCCUCCCUCCUCUCUUCUUCUUCUUCUUCUUCCAAACGCCAAGAUGGGUGACGGUGAAUCUGGUGCCUCCAAGACCACCCCUAUCCAGUGCUCUGCCCUCCGCAAGGGCGGUCACGUCAUGAUCAAGGGCCACCCCUGCAAGAUCGUGGACAUGUCCACCUCCAAGACUGGCAAGCACGGUCACGCCAAGGUCAACAUGACUGGCGUGGACAUCUUCACCGGCAAGAAGCACGAGGAUAUGUGCCCCUCCACCCACAACAUGAACGUGCCCGUGAUCAAGCGCACUGACUGGCAGCUCAUCGACAUUGAUGGCGAGUUCCUUACCCUCAUGGACGAGAACGGCGAGACCCGCGAGGACCUGAAGAAGAGCGACGUUGACGAGGAGGUGCUCAAGGACAUUGAGCGCCGCAUGGAGGAAGAGGAGGACAUGCUCGUCACCGUCCUCGCCGCCCUGGACCAGGAGAAGGUCGUUGGCGUCAAGACCUACAACGUCUAAGCAGCUUGCUCGUCCCGCCCUUCAAUGGGUGCACUUGCUUGCUUGCUCUCGUUGUUUGUUUGUUGCCGCUCUUUCUUCUUCCCAGCUCAAUCCUCCCCUUCCCCAAUGUCUGUCCUCGUUUUGAUUGAUGGUGUGUUGUGCGUGCAUGCAACAACAAGCGAACGCUCUGUACGUGUUGGCUUGUUGUGUGUCUUGUGGGUGCACAUGCCUUCUUUCUUUCUUGGCCGUGGUCUUGUGUGUUCCUCUCCUCCUCUCUGUUUCAGCUAGAUCGAGUGGGAAGUGCCGCCGCUCUUCAUUGAGUGGCCACUCUCUGCUUUGUGCGGGUGUGCCUCUCUCCCCUCCAAUGUCCUUUUUUUUUUUUUCCACCCGUGUCAUGGUGAUGUUCACUUGACAUGCUGGGCGUAAGGGGGAAGGCCAUCCAAACGUGCCUUCAUCCUCCCUGUUUAAUUUUCCCUCUUCUUUCCCCCUUGUCUCCUCCUCCCCUUUUGCGUCGCCCUGCAUGACUGUCUGUGGCGUGGCGGUGGUGGCCGUGGCAGCACGGGCAGCUUGCCUGCCGCCCACUUGCCUGUCUUGAAAGCGGUGUUGGGUCCAUAAUGAACGUGUGAUGGCGAAACUGCAGCUGUGGAACACAAGACAUCAAGUUGGGGGGAGAAGAAGGGAUGGUCAGUUUUUCACACCACACACACAGAAGACGCAGUGUAACAUAAGAGACGAG